Molecule: messenger RNA, 3069 nt
Organism: Aaosphaeria arxii CBS 175.79
Lineage: Eukaryota; Fungi; Ascomycota; Dothideomycetes; Pleosporales
Product: Bromodomain-containing protein
Exons: 3
Coding region: 80-2743 (887 amino acids)
Biological process (GO): chromatin remodeling
Cellular component (GO): RSC-type complex
Molecular function (GO): protein binding; chromatin binding
Source: RefSeq, a predicted model, not a curated record
CGCAAGUGAAAGCGCAUUGCCUCCGUGUCGCGCAUCCGCACAAUCACUUGGUACAUUCGAAUACGGUUCAUUGAUCAAGAUGGCAUCGGCACGCGCACCAAGCUCGACGCCUGUACCAACAACAGAGGCUGCUGAUCCUCCGGCAACCGAUGGCGCACCUUCAACUGUCACCGAUGACGAAUGGAAGGGUAUGUCUACAGUCCUGAACAAUAUAUAUGCGCAUAGGGUUGAAGAUGAUUAUGACCCUACGAACCUCUUCCACCGAAAAGUCAACAAGCGCCAAUUACCAGAUUACUAUGAAGUAAUCAAAGAGCCGGUGGCUCUGAGCACUAUCAAAAUGAAAGUUGCGAAACGUGAAUAUAAAAACUUUGCCGAGUUUGUUCGCGACUUCGCUUUGGUACCACACAAUGCUCAGGUCUACAACAGACAGGAUUCACAGGCUUACGUAGAUGCGCUGGAGGUGAAGAGGGUGUUAGAAGAGGAGCUCAAGAAACUGGUGGAAGAGAAGCUUAUCACAGAGGAGACUGCGACACUACCAUACCUAGGAGAGAUCCCCGAGCAAGACCCGCUGCCACCUGAUGAAGAAGAGGAGGAAGAGGACGAGGAUGAUGAAGAGGAAGAUGAGGACGACGAAGACGACGAUGAUGAUGAGAAUAAGCGCAAAAGGAGGCGAGGUCCAAGAUCAACAGCAGCUAUCACCAAACGCGAAUCUGGUGUGAAACCGAAAGAUGAUAUGGGCAAAGACGAUCCUGAAGCGAGGAAGAAGCGAGGCCGACCCCCACGAGUUGACACGCCAAUGGAAGCAAGAAUCAAGGCCAUCAUGAAAGGCAUUAGGAAGCCGCGAAACUCGGAGAACAAGCUCAUGGUGUCUGCUUUCGAGCGAGUGCCUGACAAAUCUGUCAUGCCAGAAUACCAUGCCGAAAUCAAGACGCCUAUGGCAAUGGACGUCCUGAAAAAGAAGUUGAAGCGGAAGAAGUACAACUCGGUUGAUCAUUUUAUGGUGGACGUUGAGCUGAUGUUCGAGAACGCCAAACGGUACAACGAAGAAACAAGUGAGAUCUACAAAGAUGCUGUGUACCUUCAGAAAGAAGCUCGCAGGAUCGCAGAAGAAGAGAAGCAGAAGCCUGAUGCUGACUAUGGAAUGGACGAUGGACGCAUUCCCAUGCCCAACGGCAUUCUUCACAACGGAGAACUCUGGAAGGUUGGUGAUUGGGUCCAUAUCCAAAAUCCAAAUGACCUUACGAAGCCCGUUGUCGCCCAAAUAUACCGUACUUGGCAAGAUUCAGACGGCGCUAGAUGGGUGAAUGCUUGCUGGUACUAUCGACCCGAGCAGACGGUGCACAGAUUCGACAGGCACUUUUUGGAGAACGAGGUCGUGAAAACUGGUCAAUAUCGCGAUCAUCGCAUUGACGAAGUUGUGGAUCGAUGUUUUGUCAUGUUCAUCACGCGAUUCAACAAGGGUCGUCCACGCGAUUUCCCGGCUGACAAAGAGAUCUAUGUUUGUGAAGCGCGAUAUAAUGAGGAGAAACACAAGCUCAACAAGAUCAAAACCUGGGCAAGCUGUCUCCCAGAUGAAGUUCGUGAUAAGGACUACGUCAUGGAUCUAUUUGAGGCACCAAAGAAGCUCAAGAAGGUCCCCAGCCCAAUCGCCUAUCUAUUAAAAGACGACCAAAAGGAAACCGACGAUCUUCCAAAACCAGAGUGGGGUGCUGAAAACGCUCCACCAAAAAUCGGCGCCGUACACCGACGUCCUCGAGAUCCGAAGGACUCUCCACCGCCCGAACCCACACCUUCACCUCCGCCACAGCCCCCGCCUGCUCCGGCUAUGACUACGCCAACCCUCCCACCUCAGGUGCCCAACGGGUACGGUGCAGAGACGCAGCGAAGCUAUUCAAUUGCCCAAGCGCCAGUAGCAACACCUGUGCCAGCACCCACUCCACAACCGCAUAAUGCACAAAUCGCAUACACCCCAACUCAUUCGACGCAUUACCCUACACAUUCCGCGUCGCCCGUCCCUCAUGUGGCACAAAAUCCACCUCAGCAGCCCGCGAACUUCCAGAAUAUCAUGCCAUUCCAAACACCUCAGCCUCCCCCGCAGGUGCCCCAAUACGCAUCCUCACGCCCUGCUCCAACAUUUCAGCAGCCGUUGAUGCAACAACCUCCCAUGGGUUAUAAAGCCCCCCAGCCGGUCGAGGUGUAUGUUCUUAGCGAUCAUGCAAACAGCCAAAUACCUCCGGAAAUUCGCGAGCAGUUUCAGCGUGAUGAGCAGGGCCGAAUCCUAUUCUUUACUGCUCCACCUCUCAAUACUACAUCCGUAGUGAAGAAGGAAGGAAGCGCACUUGGCCAUUCGGCUAAGUAUCUUGCAGCCAAAGCCAAAAAGGAAGCCUUGCGUGCAGAGAAACGGAAAGCUCAGGCAGCAGGCGCUGAUGAGAGCGAGGCUGCGACGAAGAGGGCAUGCGUUGAAGCUUCAGACAAAUUCAACCGUGAACUGUCAGAGCUAAGAUUUCAGGCUAUACAUGCCCUGGAAGAUCAGCUUGCCAUUACAACAAAGCAAGAACUGGAGGCCCUAUUCCCCGGUCGUAUCAGUAAAGAAAGCAUUGUGCAGAGUAUCGAGAAUCUCAGUGCUAUCCAAAGCGAAGCAAUUGCAAGGAAUCUAGACCGCGAAGCAAAGCGCGAGAAGGAGAAGAGCACUAAGCAUAUUCCCAUCACGGGUAUGACAGUAAGGUUGGAGGAAAGGUUUUAAGGAACCAGGUUCCUUGCACAUGACAUAAUACGGGUAUUCUGAGACUCACGGGGAGCGGGCGUUUAAGGAGCGGAACUCGUAUUUUUCCUACGGUGACAUUUGUAGUUGUACUACUAGCAGAAAUGGAAAGUCCAUAAGUACCAACGACUCGGGAACUAUUCAUGCUUGAGGUUGAGAGACUGCUCUGCGUUCUUGAACGCAGCCAACAUUUCCGCUGGAUCAGUCCAAACCCUGACUGAUCCGAGCUUCUCGACUCCGUCUUCCUCCUUAACGAUGAAGCGUGCAGUAAAAUCCAUGCCAACCACGUUACCAUCCUUUAGUACAUC